This is a messenger RNA of Trichechus manatus latirostris (Florida manatee), 2244 nucleotides long. It is a transcript of the gene OXNAD1, whose product is annotated as oxidoreductase NAD binding domain containing 1. Gene Ontology annotation, cellular component: mitochondrion. The transcript has 8 exons. NCBI's taxonomy places the organism in Eukaryota, Metazoa, Chordata, Mammalia, Sirenia, Trichechidae. The coding region runs from base 1266 to 2204 and encodes 312 amino acids. Gene Ontology annotation, molecular function: oxidoreductase activity. The record is from RefSeq and is a predicted model, not a curated record.
CUUCCAUUGGAUGGCAGCAACGAAUAGAAUGUCGGGAUAGCUUGCACGGCUGCUACGUCACGUCAGAGUCGCCGGAGGCUGUCAGGCGACGCAGUCCGAGUCUGGAAGCUAGAUCACUGCGGCGGCGUCGAAACCUCGCACGGCCGCGGUCGUUUCCCCUCUUCAGGCCCGCUGGCCUCGGGGAGGCCGUAAACUGACCCGGCUGAAGGCUGCAAUAAUCGCUGGGUAGCAUCGACCCGGCGUUCGGUGCCCCUUGGGAAAGGGGGCACAGGUUCGCUUCGUCUGAGACGGCGACGGGAGCAGCUCUGCCUCUUCGACCUCCCUCUCUGGUGACUGACCAAAGGCUCCCUUGGAAUUUCCAUUCACCGAGUGACCCUGAGUUCAGUGCGACGCCCAGCUUGUUAAAGUCUCUGGCUGCACUCGGCUUUUCAGGUACAUCCCCGCCUCUUCUCUCUCACCCUAGGUAUCCUCAAAUGCCCUGAAUUGUGUUGCUGAAAGGGCCAAGACUUGGAAGGCAGUGAUCGAGUUUUAGUCCUAUGUCUACCAGGCAUAUAACAUUACUAAUAACAGUGAUUUGUAAUAACAGUAAUAACGUCACUUAUUUUUGGGCGUUUGUUAUGUGCCGGGUAUUGUGCCAAGUAUAAUUCUUCCAGCAACCCUGCUGGUUUAAGUGUUAUUUGAUUAUCUUAAAACAGGUACAGAGGGUAGGGUAACGUUACCAAGGUCACACACCUAAAUGAAGAGCCUGCCUGUCUCCAACGCCCAGGGGCAAAUUACUUAUGUGAACCACAGUUUCUUCUUUGUAAAAGGGAUGGCAUCAGCAGGCAGAGUUAUCAGCGUGAGACCUUUGUGUACCUUGCAAAAUGCAAAUAUUAGGUGGUUUGUUUUGAAAGCAGCGCUAGCACCUGCUUUGGUACAAUAGGGUAUUGCUCCAUUUACACAUUUAUGCAAAACAAAGCAAACCCUCAAUUAGAUGAACUGACAGAAUAGCCACAACAAUGGACAUACCAACCGUAAUGAAGAUGACACACGACUGGACAACGUUUCGUUCUGUUAUUCAUAGGGUCGCCAUGAGUGGGAGCUGACUCAACAGCAGCAACGACAACAAGCAUGUCUUCAUAGAGAAGGAAGGCAGUGUAGUGAAAAAGCAUUGGAUUGAGAAGCAGAAGCAGAAGAUCUGGGCUCAGAAUCUGACGGCUGUGGAUUAGCUCUGGGACUUGGUCAUGUACAUUCUUUGAGCUUUAUUUCCUUUCCUGAGAGGCACCAUGGCUUGUGCUGCUGUCAUGAUUCCUGGGUUGUUGCGAGGCUCUGUUGGCACCACCUGCACUCGGGCUGCUUUGUUAAGACUGACACCUAGGUCUUUGCGCCACCUUACUCUAACCAGCGUAAUGAAAUCCAAAAGGAAAACUGAUCACAUGGAGAGAACUGCAGAUGUCGUUCGCCGGGAGGUUGUGUCGACAGCUAAGGUGUGUGGAGCUGCCAAUGAGUCACCCUCAGUGAAGAGGCUCCACCUGCUUGUUGCCGAAAAAGAUUUUUCCUUUAAAGCUGGCCAGUGGGUUGAUUUCUUUAUCCCAGGAGUCUCUGUGGUUGGUGGAUUCUCAAUAUGCUCCAGCCCCAGACUGCUAGAAGAAGAGAGAAUAAUAGAAUUGGCAGUGAAAUACACAAACCACCCUCCUGCUCUCUGGAUUCACAAUCAGUGUACACUUGACUCUGAAGUGGCCCUGAGAGUGGGUGGACAGUUCUUCUUUGACCCUCAGCCCACAGAUGCUUCUAGAAACCUCGUGUUGAUUGCAGGAGGAGUAGGAAUUAACCCCCUGCUUUCCAUCCUGCGGCACUCGGCAGAUCUCCUCAGAGAGCGGGCAAAUAAAGGAAGUGGAUUCGAGAUAGGAACAAUAAAACUAUUCUACAGUGCAAAAAAUACCAGCGAACUCCUAUUUAAGAAAAAUAUUCUCGAUUUAGUAAAUGAAUUUCCUGAGAAGAUUGCAUGCAGUUUGCAUGUUACAAAACAGACUACACAAAUCAGUGCAGAUCUCAAGCCAUACAUCACGGAAGGAAGAAUAAUGGAGAAAGAGAUAAGAGAUCAUAUUUCAAAAGAGACUUUGUUCUAUAUAUGUGGCCCACCUCCAAUGACAGACUUUUUCUCCAAGCAACUAGAAAACAGCCAUGUUCCCAAAGAACACAUUUGCUUUGAGAAGUGGUGGUAGGGAAUGGGAAGAGGCAGAAAAGAGAAAGAUGUGAGAUCUA